AUGGCAAGGUCAGAGGAGGCGUCCACAUACUACAGAAAUAUGGGUUCUUCAGGAGAUCAGGAUUCUGUUAUACUGAUAGAAACAGAUGAAGAAGAAGAUGAGAGGAUACGGGAUGAGAAUAGAUACAGACGGCUAGUACCUGAUCGCAGAAUUGGUAGGCCUCGUGACAUUCUGAAUAGGUUUGUAAGCACAAGAGAUCCUGGCGAUGAUAAUGAGACUACAACUCAUGUAUCCCAAGAAGGUGAUAAUAACGAUGAUGACGAUGACGUGGAGAUAGUGGGGGCUAUUGAGGCUCCGAGAGACCCCAACGGUCCUAUCGAUCCCGGUGCUGAAUACAUCGAUUUGGAUACGGAAGACCAAUACGCCUCUGGUCACCAUGGUUUUAAUACUCCAAGGAUAGUGGUGAUAAAUGGAGAUAGCAAUAAUGGAAACAAUGAAGAUGAUGGGUUGGAAAUUAUAGAAGAGAGGACAACACGACCUACUGUGACUUUGAACUUACCUGGCGGCGAGUCUCUACAAAUCAACGCCAGUGAUAGUGAUAGACCAGCGCAUCGUUCAUUUGAAUGGCAAGACGCUUUACCUGAACCUCGCCGUCGAUUAUUAAGAAGAAGCGCAGGAAGAAUAAGGUCCCUCUUCCUGAACAACAGUGACGAUGAAAAUAACGAUACUGCUGCCGGGAGACAAAACAAUAGAUACCUUCCUUCUAAUAUUAGAAGGCUCCGUCAAGAGGAACAGGCACAAAUGAGACAAUUAGCUCAGAGAAGAAGGCGAAUGAAUGAACAACGACCGGAAAUGAUUAGUGGCAAUCCAAGGUUCGAUGAGAUUAGAAACAGAAUAAAUGCAUACUCUCCUGAUAUUAGGAGUGCAUUUGACCACGCGCAAACGAUUCACGAGUUCAAAUCCAUUCUAGAGAAUAUUGCACCAGUGACCUUACAAGACUGUGGUGCUGAACUUAUCUCACUCUACACAGAAUAUAGAAGUUAUCUUCUACAAAAUUGGGCUACGAGAAGGGUACAAAAUAGUGCUGCGCCUGCCACUGCAGGAAGAGCUAGAACAGAUGGACGUGAUAGGAGAAGAAGAACAAGAAACCAAAGGUUAGCGAGACUUAGAUUUGAUAUGGAAUCCAACGAAGGCGGACUAACAGCGAAUAAUUUGGCUCGUAUCUUCCUUGCAAACAAUGGGUUUCAAAAUGUAUUUGAUGGAGGAGACAUACGUGAUGAUGAAGAUGGUGAUUACUAUGGAUAUAUGAAUGAAUAUGAUGAUUACAUGGGUGAGCAUGGAGAGAAUGAAGAUGAAGAGGCACAAAGGACACAAAAUAUUAUUAAUAUGAUACAAGAGCGUGAAGAAAGGGAGCAUGAUAGUAGGACGAAAGGUUUCAUGGCAAACACAAAGUCUCAACGGGAAGCUAAUCAUAAAAAGGCAAGGAAUCUACCGGAUGGAUACAGUGCAAAUUUUGAUUCUACUCCAAAGACAGUAGUAAAAGCGAUGAAAAAUGGUAAAGAAGAGGAGAUAAUAGUUGAUGACGAUGUUGCUGUAAGAAACAAUCUGAUGGAAGUACCCAUUUGUACUUUAUGUGGGGCUGAACUUGGUAUUGGUAUUCCCGAUGAUUUCAAAGGUAUUGGAGAAGAAGAUCGUGGAUUAUCAUUCCAAUUUUUAGUUUCGAAAUAUAAAUCAUACUGUCCGUAUCAAAGCUUAGCUAAACCGUCAGAGAUUGACAGACAUCUAUCUAAGAGGACAUUUGUUGCUAAAUGUGGACAUUUAUAUUGUGGACGAUGUGUUGCUAGGAUAUCCAAUGCAAAGGAAAAUUCCAGAAAGCCCAAGAAAGAGUUAGCAAAAUUAAUUGGAUCAUCACAUCCUGAGAAUUAUGGCCCAAAGAAAUGCCCUGCUGACAACUGCAAAGGGCUACUCAGAUCCAGGGGUAAAUUAUCUGAAGUUUAUUUCUGA
This is a messenger RNA of Kazachstania africana CBS 2517, 1944 nucleotides long. RefSeq names its product SUMO-targeted ubiquitin ligase complex subunit SLX5 (gene SLX5). Gene Ontology annotation, molecular function: ubiquitin-protein transferase activity. The record is from RefSeq and is a predicted model, not a curated record. Gene Ontology annotation, cellular component: SUMO-targeted ubiquitin ligase complex. Lineage: Eukaryota; Fungi; Ascomycota; Saccharomycetes; Saccharomycetales; Saccharomycetaceae. Bases 1 to 1944 code for a protein of 647 amino acids. The transcript has a single exon.